AACNAUCCGUUCUACACGCCGUCGGAGAUCACAAAGCAAGCAAAAGCAUCAAAUGUGAAGCUUAUUAUUACACAAUCUUGUUACGUUGAUAAAGUCAAGAGUUUCGCUAAGGAAAACGAGGUGAAAAUUAUGUGUACGGAUAACUCACCACCAGAAUAUGGUCGUCUCAGUUUCACCGAGUUAAUUACUCAAUCAGAGGAAGAUAAUCAUAAUCAUGAUCAUAAUACCCUUAUAUCUGAUAUAAAAAUCUCUCCUGACGAUGUCGUGGCGUUGCCUUAUUCGUCGGGCACGACGGGGUUACCAAAAGGAGUAAUGUUAACACAUAAAGGGCUAGUAACAAGUAUAGCACAACAAGUUGAUGGUGAAAACCCUAAUCUUUAUUUCAAUAGUGAAGAUGUGAUUAUGUGUGUUUUGCCAUUGUUUCAUAUUUAUUCACUCAAUUCUGUGUUGCUUUGUGGGUUAAGAGUUGGGGCAACAAUUUUGAUAAUGCAAAAGUUUGAAAUUAAAGGAUUAAUGGAGUUAGUAGAGAAAUAUAAGGUGACAAUUGCACCAUUUGUGCCGCCUAUAAUUUUGGCCAUAGCAAAAAGUCCAUUGGUUGAUAAAUAUGAUUUGUCAAGUAUAAGGAUGAUAAUGUCUGGGGCUGCACCAAUGGGGAAAGAGCUUGAAGAUACUGUUAGAGCUAAACUGCCCAAUGCCAUACUAGGACAGGGAUAUGGAAUGACUGAAGCAGGUCCAGUGUUAUCAAUGUGUCUAGCUUUUGCAAAACAACAGUUUGAAGUCAAGUCAGGUUCCUGUGGGACAGUUGUUCGGAAUGCUGAGAUGAAGAUCGUCGACACCAACUCCGGUGCGUCGCUUCCCCGGAAUCAUGCCGGAGAAAUCUGCAUUAGAGGUGAUCAGAUUAUGAAAGGAUAUCUGAAUAAUCCAAAAGCGACAGAGGAAACAAUAGACAAAGAAGGAUGGUUACAUACUGGUGACAUUGGAUACAUAGAUGAAGAUGAUCAAGUAUUUAUUGUGGAUAGAUUGAAGGAAUUAAUCAAAUACAAAGGAUAUCAAGUUGCUCCUGCUGAAUUAGAAGCUCUACUAAUUUCUAAUCCAAAUUUAACUGAUGCUGCUGUUGUUCCGAUGAAAGAUGAGGUUGCUGGAGAAGUUCCUGUUGCUUUUGUAGUGAGAGCAAAUGGUAGCAACAUUUCAGAGGAAGAGAUCAAAAAAUAUAUAUCCGAACAGGUUAUAUUUUACAAGCGAAUCAAUCGAGUAUUUUUCACAGAAGCAAUCCCAAAAGCUCCAUCAGGGAAAAUACUUCGAAAAGAUUUAAGAGCCAAGCUUGCGGCAAGUUUAGCUAGUUAAUUCAAAUAUGGAAAUAAAUACUUAUAUAUAAUUGUUUUACUUCAUAGGAAUUUGUACAAUAUUGAAUUAUGUAUGCAUGCUUAUUUGUAUAUUGAACCAAUUAUGAAAUCGCUUAAUUACCCUUUUUGAUUAA
Molecule: messenger RNA, 1477 nt
Organism: Nicotiana tabacum (common tobacco)
Lineage: Eukaryota; Viridiplantae; Streptophyta; Magnoliopsida; Solanales; Solanaceae
Product: 4-coumarate--CoA ligase 2-like
Molecular function (GO): CoA-ligase activity
Source: RefSeq, a predicted model, not a curated record